ACAUCUCUCAAUUUAUGACUGUAUAUGAUACAAGAUAGAGAAGGGGAGGAUUUGUGAUGUAUGGAAAUUAAGGCUGACAAAUUAGUGGGAAAGUAAAAAGAAAUUAGUUGAAAGUAAAAUUGUGGAUAUAUAUUUUAAUUGUGGUAAGAGUUUGAGCAAUGGGCAAGGCAAACAGCAAACUCAAACCUGAGGUGUUACAAGAUCUCCGACAGAAUACAGAAUUUACUGAUGAAGAGCUACAAGAAUGGUAUAAAGGUUUUCUGAAAGACUGUCCAAGUGGACAUCUUACUGUUGAAGAAUUCAAGAAAAUAUAUGGAAACUUUUUCCCUUAUGGUGAUGCUUCUAAAUUUGCAGAACAUGUAUUCCGUACUUUUGAUGCAAAUAGUGAUGGUACAAUAGAUUUUCGUGAAUUUAUUUGUGCACUGAGUGUUACUUCACGUGGAAGAUUAGAACAGAAACUAAAGUGGGCUUUCAGUAUGUAUGAUUUGGAUGGCAAUGGUUAUAUAUCAAGACAAGAAAUGCUUGAGAUUGUAACUGCAAUUUACAAAAUGGUCGGAACAGUUAUGAAGAUGCCUGAUGAUGAAUCCACGCCCGAGAAGCGCACAGACAAAAUAUUCCGUCAAAUGGACAAAAAUGCUGACAAUCAGUUGUCACUAGCAGAAUUUAUCGAAGGAGCUAAAAGUGAUCCAUCGAUAGUUAGAUUAUUGCAAUGUGAUCCAAGCUCUGCAAGCUGAAAAUUUUGGCAGGAAAACAUGACAUUGCCAUCUGCAAAACUAGAAUGGAAGCUAAUUCCUUAUUAUCAUGUGUUUUAGAAGACAGAAAACAAAGCACAAUACUCUCCAGGACAUGGUGUUAUCAUAUGUUAUUAUAAGAUAUGUUUUCCUAUGAUUUGUUUGUUAUACAUGUAUUGCAUCAUUGCCUUUGGUACCAUAAUUGAUCAAACUUAAAUGCACCAUAUUUAUUCUAAUAAAUGUCAUACACAUGAAACUUGUAUAUUAAACACAAUAUACUGUACUAUAUUUAUGUACAUUUACUAUGAUAAAUAUGGUGAAUCAGGACACAACUCCUGUGAAAUCCAUUUGAUAGAAUACUGGUACCUGAUUACAUCUCAUUUUGUGGCCUAUAUUUUUUCAUAUUAAUGUUCUUUUUUUACCAUUAAGAAUCACCAUUAUUGUCUGACAUUCAGUCCUCUUUUUAUUUAGUUUUUAUAUGUACAUGUACAGGCACUCAUCUUUAUAAUUAUAUAUGUCAUACAGCUACAUGUUUACUAUUCAAACAGAUUUUUUUGUUUAAAGCAAAACUGCUCUUAAUAUAUUGUUUUAUAUUUUUCACAUGACUGAUAAUGUAAAUUAAAUGGAAGCACAGGAAAAAUAAGGAAGAAAAUGUUAAUUUAAACACAAAGAUGUUGCUUAACUGGAGUUUCAAAAAAGUACUGAAGCUCAAGUUUUGCAUCAAAAAUAUUUUUGCAUUAUCGGUGAUAACAGAUGUAUUAUAAAGAAUUGAUAUGUUUGAUGAUAAUUUGAUAUACAUGUAUACAUUUUAACAUGUCCAGUAUAUAGAGGUGAAAAUAUGUCAACAUAUACUGUCUGAUGUAUAAAUUAUAAAUAUUCAGUCAGUAAAAUUAAAGCAAAAACAACCAAAGAAGUUUAUAUAUAAAAUAUCUGGAGGUUUUGAUGAUUUAAAGACAACCAGCAUAAUUACUACAGGAGUAGGGUGACAAGUUUAAUAUUGACAGGCUUGAGAAAAAGUGUGAUGUGAACAAUGGGAUACUGCAUCUGAAACUUGGAAUAUUAUUCUUGUGUAGGAUAAUACAAAAUGAACUGUUUCCGAAAUUUCAAGCACACUGCUUAAGAGAAAAACCUACUGGUAGGGAAAAUCUAAAUAGGUACUUGAGAUAGGUUGUUGGACUAGAUCCGUGAGUUGUUGCCAAUAUUUUAGCUUGUUAUUGUACCCUAAACAGCUGUACAUUGUUGCUCAACCAUCAUUAUAUUUGUAAAAGAAUGCACAUUCCAUGUUUUAAUGCAAGCUGUUAUAAAUACACAAGUUUUAUUCUGAAAACAUGAUGUAGAUUAUCAGGCAGCAUUGUAAAUGUACCUAGCUUUAAAAAACAACACUAGCAUAAUAAAUCACUCUAACUAAAAACAGUGUUUCUGUUACGAUCUCAUCAUAUAUGCUUUAGUAAAUUCACUUAAUACUGGACAAGAUAAAUUAUUAUACUUGAAAAAUUGUUCUUAUUUUUACUUCAGUUUUAUAUACUUGAAAGUUAAUAUUUUGAGCAUGAAUAAGUUUCAUGUAUUUCAUUCUGGAGAAUUUCAUAUAGCUUUCAGCUAUAAGAGAUGGAGAUAGAAUUAUUUCUAUUGACCUAUAUUCAUCAAUAGAUUUCUUUCUUUAGAAGAAAACUUCCAUUUUGAUGAUUUCAGUAAAGUAGCACAUGCAUUUUGAGAGCCCAUGUUUUUGUAUUCAGUGAGUAUCGAGUUGAAUGGAGGGUCAUUGAUUUUCUAAAUUUUCCAUGUAACAAUUAUUUUGUUAACAGUCAACUUUUGGAUAUUUUGCAAUAUCUUCUGUCAGGAAAUAUAUGUCUCACAAUGUGCUCUAGUCUAAUUUUGGCAUUAAUGUACAAAGAAAGUUGAGAUGUAAGGCAAGCAAGAGAAAACUUUGCUAUCCUGUCGUAAUUCUUUCAUAACAGAAAUAUCAAAAUUAUAUGGGAACAAGUCAUCUUGACAUAACACUGAUUUUUUUUGUUGCAUAAGUUACAACUUAUUUAUCUUACAUCCAAUAUUAAGGGUCUUUCAGAAGUCCAUUUUCUUGACUAUCCAUUACUGGUGUUAAACAUCUACUAGUAUAAAGGAACAUGGUUUCUACCCAGGUAGGGCCAAAACUUACUAUCACUUAAUGGGGAAAUAGACAUCAUUUUCUAGGAGAACAUUUUCUGGUUAGGCACUAGCUGCAGAUAUCUGUUGACUUGUUUUUGUUGUGAAAGAUAAACAUACAUUUAGUGCUUGUCUUUGUAAGACAAAUAUUUACAUGAUGAACAUAGUAACAUGCAUUAUUUUUGUUGUUUUCAUCUUUUGUUAUUAAAGAGAUUAACAUCAUUAUUAACUGUAUUUUAACAUUGUAUGAAUAUUGUCUCAGUAACCAUCAAAUUACCACUAAAAAUCUUACGAAAAAUUUAGAAAAGGUAAUUAGAAAUGUAUUCAAAUGGAACUUUGUAGGAAAAUAAAACAAUCUUUGUCAAUUUUUUCAGUUUAACAUUUGUUGAAUGCUGUCUGUGUAUUAUAGUAAGACAGGUGUUUAUAAAUUGGCUGUG
Messenger RNA from Ruditapes philippinarum (Manila clam), 3307 nucleotides. Its product is annotated as neurocalcin homolog. NCBI's taxonomy places the organism in Eukaryota, Metazoa, Mollusca, Bivalvia, Venerida, Veneridae. Gene Ontology annotation, molecular function: calcium ion binding. The record is from RefSeq and is a predicted model, not a curated record. Bases 159 to 734 code for a protein of 191 amino acids. The transcript is spliced from 3 exons.